AUGGGCUGUGCCAGUUCUGCGAUGAAUAGUGCUCAUAGGUCGUGUAUAAAGCUGCUGGAAAAUGGCAUGGACGCGAACCGAACCCAGACCAUUCGGAUCACCAUCGACAAUAUUAGCACGGUGAGCAAUGAUAUUUCUGAAGACGAAAGUCGCAUUGUCAGAAGGACUUGGUCUGUUCUUGCGAAUGACAUGCGAGGGAAUGGGAUGCAGGUUUUCUUGCGUAUCUUUGAAAUCCAUCCGGAAAUAAAGCAACUGUUUAAAGUGGAGAAUGUUCGUCACUCGGAACUCGCGCGUAACGUUGUGAUUAAGGGACACGCUGCCCGCUUCAUGAGCGCCAUUGAGACCGCUGUGGACAAUCUUGAUGACCUUGACAAAAACCUCGCGCAGCUGCUAUUUACUCUGGGACAACAGCACAAACAUUACGUGGGUUUCAAGGUCGAAUACUUCGAAGUGUUCUAUGAAGCCCUUAUGUGGCAUUGGGCGCGCACUCUUGACGCCAGCUUCACAGAACAAGUGUCGGACAGCUGGAGUCACGUGUUUGUAUACUUAAUGGCGAAACUCCAAGCUGGGUACAACUCUCCCGGACCUUUCGGCGAUGAGAAGGCGGCUAAGAAUGUACAUUUCCGCAAACAUUCAGGGUCUCUCAAUGGAAUCUCAAGUGACUCGCGAUAUUCCUCACAGUCUCAGGGACUUUCAGUUUAUACCAUGAGAUGA
Messenger RNA from Mya arenaria, 714 nucleotides. Its product is annotated as neuroglobin-like. Bases 1 to 714 code for a protein of 237 amino acids. Gene Ontology annotation, molecular function: heme binding; oxygen binding. The transcript is spliced from 2 exons. The record is from RefSeq and is a predicted model, not a curated record. NCBI's taxonomy places the organism in Eukaryota, Metazoa, Mollusca, Bivalvia, Myida, Myidae.